Messenger RNA from Arabis nemorensis, 534 nucleotides. The record is from the annotation of a GenBank genome assembly. Lineage: Eukaryota; Viridiplantae; Streptophyta; Magnoliopsida; Brassicales; Brassicaceae.
AUGGCGUACGAGAAAGUCAAUGAGCUUAACCUUAAGGACACAGAGCUACGUCUUGGAUUACCCGGAACGGAACAAGAAGUUAAACAAGAAAAAGAGGUUUCUUGCGUUAGAAGCAACAAACGUCAAUUCGAUGAAGAAACACUAAACGAAGAAGAAUCUAUGCCUCCUACAAAAACUCAAAUCGUUGGUUGGCCACCGGUGAGAUCUUACCGUAAGAACAAUAAUAAUAACAGUGUAAGCUAUGUGAAAGUGAGUAUGGACGGAGCUCCAUACCUCCGCAAGAUCGAUCUCAAAACAUACAAAAACUACCAAGAGCUACUCAAAGCAUUAGAGAACAUGUUCAAGUUCACGAUCGGUGAAUACAACGAAAGAGAAGGAUACAAAAGAGGAUCUGGAUUUGUACCAACGUACGAGGAUAAAGAUGGAGAUUGGAUGUUGGUUGGUGAUGUUCCAUGGGAUAUGUUCUCUUCUUCUUGUAAAAGACUUAGAAUCAUGAAAGGAUCUGAUGCUCCUGCUUUAGACUCUUCCUUAUGA